This is a messenger RNA of Phytophthora sojae, 783 nucleotides long. RefSeq lists its product as hypothetical. The record is from RefSeq and is a predicted model, not a curated record. Bases 1 to 783 code for a protein of 260 amino acids. The transcript has 2 exons. Lineage: Eukaryota; Oomycota; Peronosporomycetes; Peronosporales; Peronosporaceae.
AUGCCAGAAAUUGGACCCCACUACUUCGUGUCCGUAACUCUUGCGGUCCCUGCAACGGUGCUGUCGAUCCUGAGCACGAUCACGGCCCUGAAAUCCCCGAUGGCCGAUGCCAUCCCCACGUCGCUUAGGAAUCCCUCUCUCGAGUCACUGCUAUUAGCAAUUGGUCUUAUCAACGUGCUCUUCAUAUUAGUGAUGCUCUUUGUUAGCCUUAACUUUGUCGGCAACAGACGUCUGCAGGAAUCUUACUGUGGGUGCGUCUUCAUGAUUGUCUUUGGAGUCUGCUUCCUGGUUUUGCUUUUGGUCGUGAACGUCCAAGCAUUGCGGUACGAAGGUCAAAUCGCGAGUUAUCCGGAUGCAUUUCGCGAUAAAUUUAACGAGAUCAUCUGCGACCUGCGGAUCUCUGAGGUUUGUGCAGCUGGGGACAACUUCGACAAAGUGCUCGUGGCAGUGUCAUCUACAGCCAACCCAACAUCGAGAGUACAGGCCUCGACACACGCGCGAGACUACUGCAGCCUCGAGUUUCUGCAUGGCCUUGACUCGUUAGAGUUCGAUUGGGACGUUUUGGACUCUUUCAUUGUAACUCCAGUAGUUGACAAGUGGUGCGGAAGUUACGCGUUGGGUCUCCCAACAAACACACCCUCGCCGUCCUCGCCAGUCUCAAUGAAUCCGGCCAAGUACCAGUGGAUGCUGACGAAGCCGCUCAAGCGCGUGAGGACAAUGAAGAAAGCUGGCGGUGAAUUUAGACCGGUGAAGGACGAGCUGACGCAAGAACUGGCAGCCUAG